Pseudocercospora fijiensis CIRAD86 is the source of this 857-nucleotide messenger RNA. RefSeq lists its product as uncharacterized. Lineage: Eukaryota; Fungi; Ascomycota; Dothideomycetes; Mycosphaerellales; Mycosphaerellaceae. The transcript has a single exon. Bases 1 to 789 code for a protein of 262 amino acids. The record is from RefSeq and is a predicted model, not a curated record.
AUGCCUGCCCCAGUAAUAGCACAUCUCGCCACAGCAAAGAGAGUCGGAUUCAUAGUCCCAUCCUCCAACACAGCAGUCGAAACUCUCACACUAUCCAUCCUGCAAUCCCUUCAAGCCAACAUAAUCCCUCUCUUCACCCGUCUCCAAGUCCUCACAUUGUCCGCAGACGCAGAAACGACUUCUCAAUUCACAUCAGAGAAGCUCAUCACAGCAGCACAACUCCUGGCUGAUGCGGGAGCCGACCACAUCAUCUGGAAUGGAACCUCCGGCAUGUUUACCGGCGGAACUCUGGCCGACGACAGACGACUGGCAGAGGAUAUGACGAAAGCUGUUGGUGUACCCUGUAGUACAAAUACGAUUGCAACAAUCGAGGCUCUUGAAGUUUUGGGCAUUAGGGACGUCAGUAUUGCGGUGCCAUACACGGAUGAAGUUACUAGUAAGGUGCAGGCGUUCUUCGAAAAGGGAGGCUUCCAUGUACAUGCUGCUGUGGCGCAGAAACCGACCCCAAGGAAUAAUUUGGAGAUUGCGAGAUGUUCUGAGAAGGAUAUCAAAGCAGUAGUGAGGAAGUCCCUUGUCCCAGACAAGACGAAGGCUGUCUUGAUUGCUUGCACGAAUUAUCCUGGAACCGCGUAUGCGGCAGAUCUGGAGCUGGAGCAGGAGCAAGCAGGUAAUGAAAUUCGGGUUCUCGAUAGUAUUGCUGUAAGUGCUUGGUAUGCUUUGCGAGAGGUUGGCAUAAAGCAAACGAACAACAGUCUGGAGGUAUGGGGGCAUUUGCUGAACUCGUUGUGAUCGAUCGUUCUUGGUCAGACGUUUACUACUUUACAGCUAUGAACAAAUACAUCAAAUUCAUACAUCCU